Molecule: messenger RNA, 725 nt
Organism: Hirundo rustica (Barn swallow)
Lineage: Eukaryota; Metazoa; Chordata; Aves; Passeriformes; Hirundinidae
Product: tolloid-like protein 2
Biological process (GO): proteolysis
Molecular function (GO): metalloendopeptidase activity; zinc ion binding
Source: RefSeq, a predicted model, not a curated record
AUGGAGAAACUUCGGCACUGUAUGGAGGCCUGGGAGAGGACGGUGUCAAGUGAAAUGCCACUUCGAACUGACCAUAGUGACGAAGCAGUUAAAAGGCUGUGGCCCCUUUUAAUGCCAGUGCCUGUGAUGCUGGCCUGGUACCAGCAGUACCAAGACGGCAGGCAGAACACAACGCUUGCAAGGAGCCCAAAGAGGAAAGAAUAUAAAGAUGAGUCUGGGACGGAUGCACACUCCUCUCCCAGAGCGCGCAGGGCAACCACAUGCAGGGCUGAGAGGAUCUCUGGGGGGGUCAUCCCCUAUGUGAUCGGAGGAAAUUUCACUGGAACCCAAAGAGCUAUCUUUAAGCAAGCAAUGAGGCACUGGGAGAAACACACUUGUGUGACCUUUGUGGAGAGAACUGAUGGAGAGAGCUUCAUUGUGUUCACAUACAGAACCUGUAGGUGCUGCUCCUACGUGGGUCGCCGAGGAGGGGGCCUUCAGGCUAUAUCCAUUGGAAAGAACUGUGACAAGUUUGGUAUUGUGGCUCAUGAGCUCGGUCAUGUGGUGGGUUUCUGGCAUGAGCACACACGGCCUGACAGGGACCAGCAUGUCACUAUCAUCAGAGAGAACAUACAGCAAGGUCAAGAGUACAACUUUUUAAAGAUGGAAGCUGGGGAAGUGAACUCACUUGGAGAGACCUAUGACUUUGACAGCAUCAUGCACUAUGCUAGGAACACAUUCUCCAG